GUGAGUCUUGUCGGCGAGAGCAUCUCUAGUGUCAGUGCGCUGUCUAAACAGCUGACCACGUGUUAAUUGAGCCGGUUGUGCCAUGCGGUCUAGUGCAUCUUCUGUUGCUGAAGCGUGACCUAACUAUGGGUCUCCGUCACAUGAAAGAAAAGAUUAUUCCGAAAUUGUAAGUGAUUGUGGACGAGAAGACGCUAACAAGCCUAAGCAGAUUGUCAUUAUUUAUUCUCGGAAUCGUCGGAAAUAAUGAGGUUGAAAUUGCUGACGGGAUGGCUCCAGACUAUAAUGUUCCUAUCAAAUUAUCUGGAUGUCGAAGCAUCUCCUCAAGUUAACGCUCACUCUUUACUGCCAGCUGCAGACGACGAAGGCGUGAACCUUUUGACGUCAAUCAAGAUCCCGUUCGACGACCCCUAUCUGUACUUCGACUCGGGCAUCGAUGGCUUCCCCACGUUCGGCCUCAAGCCAGGAUCGGACAUCAAGCAGCCCUACCGCCUCUUCAUGCCCGAGAAGUUCUAUGCUGAGUUCGCUAUCACGGCCACGGUCAAACUCAAGAGUCGCGAAGGGGGAUUCCUCUUUGCUGUCGUCAAUCCGCUUGAGACGAUAGUGCAACUGGGCGUGCACCUGACCAGCAGUGGUUCUGGCCUGACGAACAUCAGCCUGAUGUACACUGACGUCAGCAAGCAGUACUCGUCGCAGACCAUUGCCAGCUUCGAGGUGCCUUCGGCCUUCAGCAAGUGGACGCGCAUCGCGUUCAAGGUCACCGCUGCUGAUGUCGCUCUUUUCUUCAACUGCGAAAAGUACGAAGUUGUCAAGGUGACUCGCGAGCCUCAGGAGCUCGUGUUUGACUCGGCAUCUAUACUCUACGUCGGUCAAGCUGGACUCAUCAUCAAGGGUGCACUCAACGGCUCACUACAAGAACUGAAGAUAUCCGCCAACCCUGGAGCGGCAGAAACACAGUGCGAGAACUCAUUCAAGGGUUUUAAAAGUGAGGAGGAAGGGUCUGGUGAUGAUAACAUUUCCACAACAACUAUUUCACCAGAUGACAUUUUUAUUAAACUUCUUAAAGGGUUGUCUGAAGAAGACGGUUCAGGUGAAUCUCCUAUUACAACGGAAUUGCCUAUCAAUGAGAGUAGUACAAUUGAACCAGAGGAGGACAGCAGUGAAGAAACAGCUCUUGGUGGCAACAACGAGGAUAAAGAUGACUUUCCCCCACCCUUUCCUCCGCAACCCCCUGAUGUUGAUUCUGAUGGCUGUAAAAUGAACGAAACGAGCUGUGAGGGUGAAUCUUGCAUAUCGAAUGCCAAUCCUUGUGAUAAAGACAAUAAUGCCGGUUCUCGAGGAUUCAGGGGAGAGAAGGGUGAACGGGGUCCAAGAGGCCCACCGGGUGAGGCCAUCCGUGGACCCCCGGGACCCCCCGGACCACCAGGACCCCCUGGACCCCCGUUUUCUGGAGGGGGAAACAACUAUGGAGAUUUCAGCGGUUCUGGAGAUGAAGAUAAAUCAUUUGGAAAUCAGUUCAUCGGCUAUAGUGACAACAAGAACUUUGGAGGUGUCAUCGGACCCCCCGGCCCCCCCGGUACCUGUGCGUGUAACCUGACCGAGAUGCUUCACACGUUCGUGCUCCCGCAGAUGAUUCCGGGACCCCAAGGUCUGCCUGGUAUUGACGGGAAGGCCGGUCCACCGGGCACCUCUGGUCUACCAGGACCCCCUGGUGAACGAGGCGCCCCAGGCCCCAUUGGGGAGAAAGGAGAUAGGGGAGACAUCGGACCUAGGGGACCUGAAGGAAUACAAGGACCCAAAGGUGAGCCAGGCAUAGAUGGAACCCCUGGCGCCCCGGGACCCCCAGGUCCCCCUGGGCCCCCUGGCAACACUGAUUUUCCAGAACUUGAUGGUAGCUGGGAUACAAGGACUAUGAUAACUAAGGAGUCGAACCCAGCCAUCGAGAAACUGUUCAAAACAGGGAUGCCAGGACCGAAGGGUGAGCCAGGGGUGGAUGGAGCACCCGGCCUGAAGGGUGAUCGGGGGUUGCCGGGGGCAAAGGGCACACGGGGUGAAGGGGGACACAAGGGCGCCAAAGGGGACAGGGGUCAUCAAGGACCUCCAGGAAGCCAAGGAUUCAAAGGAGAGCCUGGAUCUCCUGGAAUUGACGGGAUGCCUGGAUUUCCCGGAGAAAAUGGACGUCCAGCUGCUAAAGGACAAAAAGGUGAAGAAGGGGGUAUAGGUCCCCCUGGGCCCCCCGGUCCCCCUGGCGCUGUGAUGACCGUGAGCAAUAUGCAGGGUGACCCUGACUAUCUCGAAGAGACUGUAGGAGUAAGAGAUCCUGGUCCAAAAGGCGAGAAGGGGGAUGCUGGACAUAAAGGAGAGAAGGGAGAAAAGGGGGAUUCGGGAGCACCUGGAAUGCCUGGACCUCCUGGAGUAGCUGGCUGGAACGGUGAAAAGGGCGAAUCCGGCAAACCGGGAGAGGCUGGAACUCCAGGCGGAGAAGGGCCUCAGGGACCACCUGGCGUAAAGGGUGAACCUGGGCCUCCUGGACCCCCCAGCCCAGGGGGAGCAGGGGAUGAAGUGGUGGCUGUCAAAGGUGAGAAGGGGGACCGUGGCAAGCGGGGUAGGAGGGGAAAGCAGGGUCUGCCCGGACCCCCUGGCAAAUCUGGGGAGAUUGGGUUGCCGGAUCCAACUGGUCUUCCAGGUAGAGCUGGAGUGGGCUAUCAAGGAUUGAAAGGCAGCAAGGGAGAGCCUGGAGUUAUCAAGACUACUAGAGGCGAGACUGUAUUGAUUAAAGGCGAUAAAGGAGAACCGGGAACACCUGUGAUAAUAAAUGAAGGGGAGGAUGGAGUAAAGUAUGUACCCGUUCCGGGACCCCCCGGUCCCCCUGGACCCCCCGGCACUUCUGGACCCCCUGGCCCACCAGGUGUGUCAGUGGUAGGUCAGAAGGGUGAACCAGGCGUAUCAGGAGUCUAUGGGGGUCUUAACCACGCUCCUCCGGCUAGGCAAGGACCUAGAAGUAGUUUAGAUGAGCUGCGUGCUCUCAAAGAAUUGAAACAGCUCAAGGAACAUCCUACCGAAAGUCCGUCAGGAUCUCCAGGUUUGGGAACCACAGAACCAACACGUAUAGUACCUGGAGCCGUUACAUUCCAAACUCUAGAGGAUAUGUCUCAGAAAACACAGAUGAGCGCGGUUGGUACGUUGGCUUACAUCAAUGAUGAAGAAGCCUUAUUGGUCAGAGUCAACAAUGGAUGGCAGUACAUUUCACUUGGCACCCUUAUACCGAUUUCAACUGAGCCACCCCCGACAACGACAACUGAAAAGCUGAGACCUCCCUUCGAGGCAUCUAAUCUCAUUCACAACCACCCUGACACACCCCGAGAUGGACCAUCUGUGUGGCAUCCAAAAAUGUGGCAUUCUAAGAUGCUACGCAUGGCAGCCCUUAACGAGCCGUACACGGGAGACCUUAAGGGCCAGAGGGGCGCUGACUACGCGUGCUACAGGCAGUCGAGAAGGGCAGGCCUUAGGGGCACCUUCAGGGCCCUUCUCUCCUCAAGGGUGCAGAAUGUCGACUCUAUUGUCAAGUUCUCCGACAGGGAUUUGCCUGUUGUCAAUAUUAAGGGAGAUGUGUUGUUCAACUCUUGGAAAGAUAUCUUCAACGGGGAUGGUGCGUUCUUCAGCAAACAGCCACGAAUCUACAGUUUCAGUGGAAAGAAUAUUUUCACUGACUAUUCAUGGCCGCUGAAGUACGUGUGGCACGGUUCACACAAGUCGGGCGAGCGAGCGAUGGACCUGUACUGCGAUGCGUGGGACUCGGACAGCCGCGACCGCUUUGGCCUAGCGUCCGCCCUCGCCACCAACCGCUUGCUCGACCAGCAAAAGUUCCCCUGCAACCGCCGGUUCGCUGUACUGUGCAUCGAGGUUUCCAGUCAGCCAGGGCGGCGUCGCAGGAGGCGUCGAAGGGAUGUCGUCGACGUCGAUCACCAGGAGUCGGACAAAGACAACCAACACUGACCUCUCACUUCCACCUCCGCAAGCUCCUCUCUAUUCUAAUCAAACCAGCAACUUCUACCGAUUUGUACAUGCAUUUUGAUAAAUAAUUACUCAGUAUUAGCAAAUUAUUGUUCAAAACCAAGUGGAUCAAGUAGGCCUACUAAUACUACUAUAACUUAGGCCUACUAUUGUGAGAUUCGCGCAAUGAAAGAAUCAUUAGUAGAUUCAAAUUUACUGACAACACUAUAUAGUUGGAUUCACUUCAUACUGUCAGCAUCCCGUAUGUUUAACAUCAAUGCUUUCAAUUCAAUCAAUGCUGACAGUUUGAAGUGCAUACAACUUAUAGUACUAAUAGAGAAGUGUGGUGUACAAGUUCUCUCUAGAAAAUAUUAAAAUUAUUUAUGGAUAGACUCCAAUAGUCGUCUAUUCUCAUCAAAUUCCUACCUGUUUGUAUGAAUUUUGAUAACUAAUAACUCAUUAUAUUAGUCUAUAAACAAUGUUAUCUUUGGUAUAUUGUUAAAUAAGAUGACGAUAAAGUACCUACCCUAGAUCUAAUAGAGGAGUGAACAGGUUUACUUAAAAAAAUUAAAAUUAUUGAUUGAUUAAAACGUUGAACAAGAAGCAAAAAAAUGAAUGAGAGCAUUUUUGGGCUUUAAGUAACAAGCAAAAUCAAAACUAAUUAGAUGCAAUUACAAAAUCAAAACUAAUGAUAGGUGACAAAAUAUAACAGGCUAUCUUUGGCAUAAUAAUGGAACACUAUUUCUAUUUAGCGAAGUCUCUCUGAAAAAGACAAGAAUAAUUGAAUGAAUGAUCAGAGACAGAAGAAAAAGAUAAUAGUUCAAUUUAUAAAAUAUAAAAAGCUGAAAAAGCUUUUAUUUCGAAUACCUUUUUUCAUAAGUCAACAAUUUUUGAUUUUUUAUGAGGCUGUUGUAGAGGAAAGAUACCGUUUAUAGAUCUUGAUUUUUUUAAAUUUUAAGUUUUUCAAUCUGAAAAAUUAUCACCGUAGGGUAACUUGUGUUUCAUAAUAUUAUAUUAUAAUGUAAUAGUAUAUUAAUCUUAAUAUUAAGUUAUUUAUUGCGAAGUUAAGUUCGUAUUAUAGGAACAUUUCAAUUGUUUAUGUUUAUUAGAAUUAUUGUCUGAGAGUCUAGAGUACCAUUUCUAUAAGAUUUAUAGGCUACUAAUAACUUACUUCAACAUAGCCUUAGUUUUUUUAUUUAUUGUUUUGAACUGAUAAGAGUUUUAGUCCUAAUAUGGGAAAGUCGCAAUAAGUUUUUAGAGAUCAUUUGUUACUAUUUGAUUUAAGGCUGUGCUAAAUAGUGUAAUAUAUAUUCAAUUUUAACAAACUAUUUGUAUUUUCCUAGUGUUCCAGUAUUUAUAUCAUAAACUCGAAUGUAGUUUGAUUGUUUAUAAACAAUUAUUAUUAUUAUUCUUUAGCUUUAAGAUUAAUUAAUGGAGUACGGUGAUAUAGAGAAAGAGUCAAAUUUAAAAUAGAUAACCGCCCAAUUUAAUAAAAUCAAAGUAGGGCCUAUGAUUUUGCAAAAAUAUUAAUAUAUUCAAGUAAACAAUUUUAUAACAAACAGUUUUUGAAUUUAAUGGGAAUCAUCUUUUUAUUUGGAAAAGAUACCAUUAGAAUUCAAGAUCAGGAGCCACAUCGUUACUUAUAUACUUAAAUUUGACGAUGAUAUUAAUUUUAAAGGCAAAGUAAAUGAUAUAAUAUAAUACCUAGGUACUAAAACCUAUGGUCCUUGAAAACCAUAGUUUUGAAAGUUGACAUCAAUAUGUGAAACUUGAAAUGGCAUAUAUUAUGAAGAAUAAAAGAAACUUUGCCCAGUGUUUGCUUAAACUAAAAAAUAUGUAAGAAAUAACUGAAGAUAUUCUGAUAUAUUUGAAUAACAAUGAUAUUAUAGUUGUUGUUUCAAGCAUUAAAACAACUGCAUGCUGAUCCUAAGUAUUUUGUAUCAUUCUAAAAUUAAUUUUUGUAAUUGAUGAUAGCCUAACAUUCUAUUUAUAUCACAGUAUGUGUGUUUCCUGUAAUAGUAAUAUGUUUGCAUGUCUCGUUCAUGUAAUAUCUCCAUGGUAUGAAUGCAUAUUGUUGAGCAUUUUCUAAAGUAAAGUAGAUUUAUCCAUGAAAAUAACGGAAUUAAGCAUGGAACAGUGAAAUGCAUUAGCAUAUUAUUAUAUACGGUAGUUGAAGAGUUGUGAUGGAAAGCGAUUUGUUAAAAGGGCCUAACACACGUCAAGUCCGUCUGUGAGGUGCCCUUGAAGGAAAGUUGAAUAUUUUAAUAGAGAAUGAUUAAUUGAUAGAAAAUUGGUAACAUUGAAGUACCGGUAAAGUUGGAUUUAUAAGUGUUUGACAAAAGAAUCUACAGUGAGAUUAACAUUCAACUGACAGCAUUGGUGUUAUUUUCAAGGAAUGAAGACAGAACAGUUAUCUCAUUUCUAGCACACUUCAAAAGGUUUAUUGAGGUUUGCGUCUUAAGGUUGAUUAUUUUUCACUUUUUUGGUUUUCCACUUGAUUUUUUACUUGAGUACCAUCCACUAUACAUAAUAUAGUGAGAUCCACGUUAUAAUGGCAGUGUUUGAUUACCAAUGGUAUUGAUAUCCUUGUCUAUCAUUCAACAAAGCGGAUAGCGCUAUCUCUCUCUCGCUUUGCCAGAUCGGCUUUUAACAAUGUAGAAUUAAUAAUUCACAAAAUAUUUCAUCUUAAUUAUGAAAAAUCAUUAUAAAAUUAUUUAAAAAUAUAAAUUUAUUGCUUAGUAAAAUAUAAUUGAUUAUUUUAAACGAGAAUGAACAAUUAAUAUUACAUUAAUAAACCUGUAUCAGCUACCGUCAAGAAGGCAUUGACAAGACAGUGAGGAUCGGCAACGUAGUUCUCCUUUCUUUCUCCACUGCCAUUAUAACGUGGACCUCACUAUAGGAAAUAUGGACUACCGGUAUUGACUGCCGUCAAUACCGUCGCAAUGAUAAUUCUCUAGAACGUUUCUAUUUUUCAGUUAUUUGAGAAUUCAGUUAUAAAAUUACUCAUGGGAGAAUAAUUUGUUAAAAAAUUUCUAGUUAUUCUAUAGUGAAUAUUUCAUAUCAGGCAGACUAUAUUUCUUUUAAAUUUUUGAAGAAUGCCUUACUUUUUGUGGAGCUCUUGAGGAACGUAUUUGACUGCUUAUGAAGAAGAGCUUCAUUAGUUAUGGUAAAGAAAAAGAAGAAGAAGAGUACGUUUCCAUGAAUGGAAUAAAUGUAUUAUUAGAAAUUAAUUGCAAGUGAAAUAAAUUUUUCAAGAGAUCUAAAGCAAAGUGAGUACCUACCGUAAUCGUAUUCAAUUACAGUGGGAAACUAUAUGCUUUUUCAUGAAAUAUUAGCCUCCUUUAUUGUUGUCCAUCAAAUAAUGAACUAUUCACAAUUCUUUCUCAGUUACAUUAAUAAUCGUAAAUACAAGAAACUGGAAAAUGUAACAUAAAUGGAGCAUAAUGCAUUGAAAAUAAACAUAGGAGAUAACCAUAGGAUAUGGGAAAGCGUGUUGUAUACUUCAUACUGUCAUCAUUGGUUUAAUGAGACACAUUGAUGUUAUUCGCAUAAUAAAUGCUGACAGUUUGAAGUGAAUCUCACUGUAAAUGGUUGUAACAUUGAA
Molecule: messenger RNA, 7594 nt
Organism: Nilaparvata lugens (brown planthopper)
Lineage: Eukaryota; Metazoa; Arthropoda; Insecta; Hemiptera; Delphacidae
Product: collagen alpha-1(XV) chain
Exons: 37
Coding region: 244-3993 (1249 amino acids)
Cellular component (GO): collagen type IX trimer
Source: RefSeq, a predicted model, not a curated record